Messenger RNA from Salvelinus fontinalis (brook trout), 2577 nucleotides. RefSeq names its product probable cyclin-dependent serine/threonine-protein kinase DDB_G0292550. The transcript has 13 exons. The coding region runs from base 1 to 2577 and encodes 858 amino acids. NCBI's taxonomy places the organism in Eukaryota, Metazoa, Chordata, Actinopteri, Salmoniformes, Salmonidae. The record is from RefSeq and is a predicted model, not a curated record.
AUGCAGAGCUACACUGCUCUGCCUAACAGUGUGGGCACCAUACGCUUCUCCCACAACCGACACAGCUUCUCCGACAACAGCCACAAUUGCUCACACAACAAAAGCUGCAGCAACAACAACCGAAGCGUUGGACACAACAACCACACCUGCUCCAACAGCAAUCACAGAUUCACCCACAAGAACUACAGCCGUCUCAACAAAAACAGCAGCUCACAAAACAACCACAGAAACACCAAUGACAUAUACAGCUGCGGCUUUGACGAGUACAGCUGUGUCUACAAAAAGCACAGCUACACCCACAACAACCACAGCUGCACCAACGACAACUACAGCUCCACCUACAGCAACCACAGAUGCUUCCACAAUGACUUCAGCUUCACCAUCGACAACCACAGCUGCACCUACAAGCUUCUCCCACAACAACCAGAGCUUCUCCCACAACCACAGCUGCUCCUACAACAACCACAGUUGCCGCUACAACAACAAAAGCUGCAGCAACAACAACAAAAGCUGCAGCAACAACAACCAACGCGUUGGCCUCAACAACCACAGCUGCUCCAAAACUCCUCCCACAACAUCUACAGCUUCUCCCACAACAACCACAGCAUCUCCCACAACAUCCACAACUGCUCACACAACAACUACAGAUGCUCCUACAACAACCACAGUUGCAGCUACAACAACAAAAGCUGCAGAAACACCAACCGAAGCUCUGGCCUCAACAACAACAGCUACUCCAAAAGCAAUCACAGAUUCACCCACAAGAACUACAGCCGUCUCAACAAAAACAGCAGCUCACAAAACAACCACAGAAACACCAAUGACAUAUACAGCUGCGGCUUUGACGAGUACAGCUGUGUCUACAAAAAGCACAGCUACACCCACAACAACCACAGCUGCACCAACGACAACUACAGCUCCACCUACAGCAACCACAGAUGCUUCCACAAUGACUUCAGCUUCACCAUCGACAACCACAGCUGCACCUACACUGCUCCUACAACAACCACAGUUGCCGCUACAACAACAAAAGCUGCAGCAACAACAACCAACGCCUGCAGCAACAACAACAGAAGCGAUGGACUCAACAACCACAGCUGCUCCAACAGCAAUCACAGAUUCACCCACAACAACCACAACAGCUCCAACAACAACCACAGCUGCUCAAACUACAACAACAGCUUCUCCAACAAUAACCACAGCUUCUCCCACAACAACCAGAGCUUCUCCCACAACCACAGCUGCUCCUACAACAACCACAGUUGCCGCUACAACAACAAAAGCUGCAGCAACAACAACGAAAGCGUUGGUCUCAACAACCACAGCUGCUCCAACAGCAAUCACAGCUGCACAAACUACAACAACAGCUUCUCCCACAACAACCACAACAGCUCCAACAACAACCACAGCUGCUCAAACUACAACAACAGCUUCUCCCACAACAACCACACUUCUCCCACAACAAACACAGCUUCUCCGACAACAGCCACAAUUGCUCACACAACAAAAGCUGCAGCAACAACAACCGAAGCUUGCAGCUACAACAACCGAAGCGCUGGCCUCAACAAUCACAGCUGCUCCAACAACAACCACAGCUGCACAAACUACAACAAUAGCUUCUCCCACAACAACCACAGCUUCUCCCACAACAACCACAGCAACACCCUUGACAUCUACAGCUGUAGCUUUGACAACUCUGAUGAGUACAUCUGUGUCUACAAAAAGCACAGCUACACCCACAACAACCACAGCUGCACCAACGACAACCACAGCUCAACCUACAGCAACCACAGAUGCUUCCACAAUGACUUCAGCUUCACCAUCGACAACCACAGCUGCACCAACGACAACCACAGCUCAACCUACAGCAACCACAGAUGCUUCCACAAUGACAGCUGCACCAACGACAACCACAGAUUCACCUACAGCAACAACAGCUUCUCCAACAACAACCCCAGCUGUUCCUACAACAACCAGAGCUGCACCAACGACAACCAGAGCUCCAAUUACAGCGACAACUGUCACUACCACAAUGAGCUCAGCUUCACCUUCGACAACUGCACCAACGACAACCACAGCUCCACCAACAGCGACCACAGAUGCUUCCACAUCGACCUCAGCGUCACCUUCAACAACCACAGCUGCACCUACAGCAACAACAUAUUUUCCUACAACAACCACAGCUUCACCAACGGCAACAACAGUUCAUGUUUCAACAACAAUGGAACCAACAACCACAGCAGCGCCAACAACAACCCCAGAUGCUCCCACAACAACCACAGUUGCACCAACAAUACACACAGCUCCACCUACAGCGACCACAUAUGCUUCCACAUCGACCUCAGCAGCUGCACCAACGACAACCACAGCUCCACCUACAGCGACCACAGCUGCUUCCACAAAAAUCUCAGCUUCGCCGUCGACAACCACAGCUGCACCAACGGCAACUACAGCUCUUGUUACAACUACAGUAGCUCCUACAACAACAGCAGCUUCAACAACAACCUCAGCUGCUCCCACAACAACCACAGUUGCACCAACAAUAACCACAGCUCCACCUACAGCGACCACAGAUGA